Messenger RNA from Lipotes vexillifer (Yangtze River dolphin), 1470 nucleotides. RefSeq names its product integrin alpha FG-GAP repeat containing 2 (gene ITFG2). The transcript is spliced from 12 exons. Lineage: Eukaryota; Metazoa; Chordata; Mammalia; Artiodactyla; Lipotidae. Gene Ontology annotation, molecular function: protein binding. Gene Ontology annotation, cellular component: KICSTOR complex. Gene Ontology annotation, biological process: regulation of TOR signaling. Bases 136 to 1470 code for a protein of 444 amino acids. The record is from RefSeq and is a predicted model, not a curated record.
GAGGAAGGCAGCGAUUGGAGGCGCAGGGGGUGACGUAAGCUUCCGCUGUGGGUGGGUUUCCGCUCGGGCAGCCGUCGGGAGGGGCUCGGGGAACACUUAGCGGGGCUCCCCGGUCCCUGAGCCCUGGGAGCUGCGAUGAGGUCGGUUAGCUACGUACAGCGCGUGGCCCUGGAGUUCAGCGGAAGCCUCUUCCCACACGCCAUCUGCCUCGGAGACGUCGAUAACGACACGUUAAAUGAACUGGUGGUGGGAGACACCAGUGGAAAGCUGUCCGUGUAUAAGAACGAUGACAGCCGGCCGUGGCUCACCUGCUCCUGCCAGGGAAUGCUCACGUGCGUCGGGGUUGGAGAUGUGUGUAAUAAAGGAAAGAACCUGGUGGUGGCCGUGAGUGCCGAGGGCUGGUUUCACUUGUGUGACCUUACGCCCUCUAAGGCCCUGGAUGCUUCUGGGCACCACGAGACCCUCGGCGGGGAGGAGCAGCGCCCAGUCUUCAAGCAGCACAUCCCCGCCAACACCAAGGUCAUGCUGAUCAGCGACAUCGAUGGCGAUGGCUGUUGCGAGCUGGUGGUGGGUUACACAGACCGCGUAGUCCGGGCUUUCCGCUGGGAGGACCUGGGCGAUGGCACCGAGCAUCUGACAGGGCAGCUGGUGUCUCUCAAGAAGUGGAUGCUGGAGGGUCAGGUGGACAGUCUCUCGGUGACUCCAGGGCCCCUGGGUCUUCCUGAGCUAAUGGUAUCUCAGCCAGGCUGUGCUUACGCGAUUCUGCUGUGUACCUGGAACACAGACCCUGGGCCGCCUCCCACCUCUGAGGGGCCCGAGGAGGGCACUAGGGAGACCCCCGCUGCCCGAGACGUUGUGCUGCACCAGACGUCUGGCCGCAUCCACAACAAGAACGUCUCCACUCACCUCAUCGGCAACAUCAAGCGAGGCCGCAGCCCCAAGAGUGGCGCCUCGGGCCUCUUUGCCCUCUGCACCCUGGAUGGGACACUGAAGCUCACGGAGGAGGCGGACAAGCUGCUGUGGUCGGUGCAGGUGGACCACCAGCUCUUCGCUCUCGAGAAACUGGACGUCACGGGCAACGGGCACGAGGAGGUGGUCGCCUGUGCCUGGGAUGGACAGACGUACAUCAUUGAUCACAACCGCACCGUCGUGCGCUUCCAGGUGGACGAGAACGUCCGCGCCUUCUGUGCAGGCCUGUACGCCUGCAAAGGGGGCUGCAACAGCCCCUGCCUCGUGUACGUCACCUUCAAUCAGAAGAUCUACGUGUACUGGGAGGUGCAGCUGGAGCGGAUGGAGUCCACCAACCUGCUCAAAGUGCUAGAGGCUGAGCCGGAGUUCUGGGGGCUGCUACGGGAGCUGGGGGUGGACCCUGACGACCUCCCCGCCGCCCGGGCCCUGCUUCAUCAAACCCUCUACCAUCCGGAUGGGCCACCACAGUGUGCCUCCCCAGGCCUCCGGGAUCCCUCCUAG